Erythranthe guttata (spotted monkey flower) is the source of this 1479-nucleotide messenger RNA. Its product is annotated as cyclin-D3-3. Lineage: Eukaryota; Viridiplantae; Streptophyta; Magnoliopsida; Lamiales; Phrymaceae. The record is from RefSeq and is a predicted model, not a curated record.
ACAUGAAAUGAAAUCUCUGCUGUGGGGCCCAACUUCACAGGAGAGGGCCCCACGUAUACACAUUCACACGUACAAACACUCACGUGUUUGAGUUAUUGUCUUUGUAUCAUAUAUAUUUACACACACUCGUACACCACUCUUAUCGCACAUAUAUACGCACACUCGUCGGACCAAAUCCCACACAGCCAAAACAGAAAAAAGAAACAUAUAUAUCACCCAGCCAUUUCUACACACACACACACACACUAUACACACCUACUGAGAUGGCUGAAAGCGCAUCUCCAUGCCUCUAUUUCUUCGUUUUUCUUCGCAUCUUUAUUUGACCUAGAAUGAGUGCGCGCCUCGGAACUCUUCUUCUAAGAAGAAGAUGGAUUCACACCACCACACCCCUCAAUUCUUCUCCGAUUCUCUCUACUGCGAGGAAGAGCACUGGGACAAUGUUGAGUUAUUAAUGCACACCACCGCAAACUGUUUGACAAAAUGCCAAGGAGAAAGUUCUACUAACUCAGACCCAAGUUUAUUUGUGGAGUUGUGGGAGGUUGACGAGUUGAGCUCUUUACUGCACAAAGAGCAGGGAAACGAACUGCACGAUGCCGCCGGCCUCGAGCAGAACCCAUCUUUAGCAGAGGCAAGGUGUGAAGCGGUGGAGUGGAUGCUUAAGGUUGUUGGUUACUACUCAUUCUCUGCACUAACUGCGGUUCUUGCAGUUAACUAUCUGGAUAGGUUUCUCCAUAGCUUCCGGUCCCACAGGGAGAAGCCAUGGAUGAUUCAUCUAGCUGCUGUUUCUUGUCUUUCUUUGGCUGCUAAAGUUGAAGAAACCCAAGUCCCUCUUCUUUUAGACCUUCAGGUGGAAGAUUCCAUGUACGUGUUCGAAUCGAAAACAAUUCAAAGAAUGGAGAUUUUGAUUCUGACAACACUCGAAUGGAAGAUGAAUCCAGUCACCCCACUUCCAUUUCUCGAACACAUUGCUAGGAGGCUCGGGUUGAAGGAUGCCCUAUGCGCCGAGUUUCUUAGGAGAUGCGAUUGCCUGCUUCUCUCUCUUCUUUCUGAUUGUAGAUUCAUGUGCUAUCUGCCUUCUGCAAUGGCUACUGCUGUAAUGCUGUAUGUAAUCAACAGCCUUGAGCCCUGUUAUGGGGUUGAGUAUCAAGAUCAAUUACUAAACAUUCUUGGAACCAACAAGGACAAAGUGGAGGAGUGUUGUGGUCUAAUACAAGAAGUUGCAACAAGCAUUCAAUUCUACUCGUGCAACAAAAGAAAGUUUGGGUCAGUUCCGGGCAGCCCGAAAGGUGUGGUGGAUGUGUCUUUCAGCUCUGAUAGCUCCUAUGAUUCUUGGUCAUUUAGUACAACAACAACAACACCAAUUGCUUCUGUCUCCUCUUCACCUGAGCCUUUGUCCAAGAAAAUCAAGUCCCAAAGUCCAAAGAAUGAAAUUUUAUGAUCUUCCCAAUUUCAAGCUCCAAGAUCCCUCAUUUAAUAUAU